Molecule: messenger RNA, 1283 nt
Organism: Carassius auratus (goldfish)
Lineage: Eukaryota; Metazoa; Chordata; Actinopteri; Cypriniformes; Cyprinidae
Gene: rcvrnb
Product: recoverin b
Exons: 3
Coding region: 648-1259 (203 amino acids)
Molecular function (GO): calcium ion binding
Source: RefSeq, a predicted model, not a curated record
CUUCAAAUAAAAACAUACAAGGUGAGGAUCAAUAUAUUAGAGGAUUAAAUGGCAAAAAAGUUGAUGAAUUAGCAUUCUAAUGUUUUUGAAAGACAAACGUCUUCCAAAGUAAUAAAUGAUAAAAUAACCAACUGAGUGACUAUUAAAAUAAUCAUGAAUGUGUUCAUCAGUAGUUGAUGCAGUGUUGAAACACUUCUUAAACCUGAAACGAUUUAGACAAAAAUCUUCUUCGAUGGCAUGGUGAAGCACCUUUAUUUUUAAGAGUGCAUUGUGUGCACGCUUAAAAACUAAAAAUAGUAAAAGUGGUGGUUUGUAAUCUGUACUGCAGAAUGAUUUUAAUCCUACAUUACAUUUGUAUGCACUCACUGCAAAAUGGGAACUUUAAUUAACACGUAUGCAAACAUCACCCGGGUAAACUGGUUUUGUAACAGCUACUGCCAUAUUGUGGUGUAAUCCGAAUGCAUCAAAUAAGAUCAGGAGGUCUCCUGCUGUUACAUAAGCUCAUAGUCUUUCAAGACUAACUCCUUGUCUGCCAACUAUCAAAUCAAAAGACGCUCCAGCUAUAAUCACUUUGUCCUCUUUAAUCCUCAGUUGAGUUUAAAUAGCAGACAGUGCCAUUAUCUUGAACACUGGUCACACUUCGCAAAAUGGGCAAUGCUAAAAGUGGAGCGCUUUCCAAAGAGCUUCUGGAGGAGCUGAAGAUGAACACCAAGUACAGCGAGGAGCAGCUGUAUGCAUGGUACCAGAAGUUUCUGAACGAGUGUCCGACGGGCCGCAUCAGUCGAGAGCAGUUUGAGAGCAUCUACGCCAGCUUCUUCCCCGACGCCGAUCCCAAGGCUUACGCUCAGCACGUCUUCAGGAGCUUCGACGCCGACAGCGACGGGACGCUGGACUUUAAAGAGUACAUUGUGGCUCUGCAUCUGACCUCCUCAGGGAAGACCGUGGAGAAGCUGGAGUGGGCCUUCGCUCUGUACGAUGUAGACAGGAACGGCACCAUCACCAAAAACGAGAUGCAUGAAAUAGUCAAGUCAAUAUUCAACAUGAUCUCCAAAGAAGACCAGAAAAACCUUCCGGAUGAUGAGAAUACUCCUGAAAAACGAACAGAUAAAAUUUGGGACUUCUUCGGGAAAAAAGAAAACGGUAAAAUAACGGAGGGCGAGUUCAUUCAAGGAGUCAUGGACAAUAAGAACAUCCUCCGUCUGAUUCAGUUUGACAAACCACAAAAGGUCCAAGAGCGGCUCAAAGAGAAGAAGCAAUAAUCUUUGUUUGUUUUUGGUUUGCAU